Molecule: messenger RNA, 1675 nt
Organism: Linum tenue
Lineage: Eukaryota; Viridiplantae; Streptophyta; Magnoliopsida; Malpighiales; Linaceae
Source: the annotation of a GenBank genome assembly
GUUAGGUCGAAACUUUGUAGAGCAAGUUAGUCAGCCUCGAUCCUCAUCAACAGGGCGAUCCACGAUUUCUGUUCGAACUUCAUUGAUGCCGUCUAGUAAGUCAACUUUAAGGACACCCGUAGCUAUACCUGCCAUUGAGCCUCCAGCCAUCAAGACCCGAGAUAAAAGGUUUAAUGCUGAUGUAGGGCAGCUUAAGAAAGAUAACGGAGAUCAGCGUGAAGCAUCUGCACUUCGUGAUGAACUUGAUAUGCUACAAGAAGAGAAUGAGGGCAUACUUGACAAGCUUCGGCAUGCUGAAGAAAGACGCGAGGAAGCAGAGGCUCGUGCAAGGGAGCUUGAGAAACAGGUAGCUGCCCUUGGAGAAGGUGUUUCCCUUGAAGCUAAACUCUUAAGCAGGAAAGAAGCAGCGUUGCGUCAAAGAGAGGCCGCUUUAAAGGCAGCAAAGCAGACCAAAGAUGGCAGAGAUGAGGAGAUUGCUUCUCUUCGCUCAGAGCUUGAGAAUAUAAAGGAUGAGACAGUAACAGCUGUGGAGCAGCUACGGGAAGCAGAAUCUGAAGCUAAAGCACUACGCACGAUGACACAAAGAAUGAUUUUGACUCAAGAAGAGAUGGAGGAAGUAGUUUUGAAGAGAUGCUGGCUUGCUCGAUACUGGAGUCUAGCCGUGCAACAUGGAAUUUGUGCAGAUAUAGCAGUGCCAAAGCAUGAACAUUGGUCUGCUUUUGCUCCCCUUCCAUUUGAGGUUGUCAUUUCUGCUGGGCAGAAGGCCAAGGAAGAAGUUCGGGACAAAGCAGUUGGCAAUAAUUCGGACAGGAGUAAGUCUGCUCGUGAUUUGAGCGAUUUAACAGGAGAAGGAAAUAUUGAGAGUAUGCUUUCAGUUGAAAUGGGAUUGAGGGAAUUGGCUUCUUUGAAGGUUGAGGAUGCUGUUGUGCUUGCGUUGGGUCAGCACAGACGAGCAAUGCUUGUUACAUUUUGCUUGUCAGAUUUGAGAACUCUUGGUGAUCCCAAGUAUUCUGAAGCCGUUGGAUUGAGUGAAGCGGAGGCAGAAGAUGUUCUUUUCAAAGAGGCAUGGCUAACAUAUUUCUGGAGAAGAGCCAAAGCGCAUGGUGUGGAAGAGGAUAUAGCAGAAGAACGUCUUCAAGUCUGGAUCAGUCGUAGCGGGAAGACGCCCACUUCGCAUGAUGCUGUCGAUGUUGAACGAGGAUUGGUUGAGCUAAGGAAGUUGAGCAUAGAGCAACAACUUUGGGAAGCAUCACGAAAAGAAAUCGACCAGUCCUCACUUGCCAAUCAUAAAUCUACGACAGAUUCGGACAACUCGUCGUAGGGCAACUUUGUGGAGACCCUUUUUUUGUUACGGUGAUUAUACGCCUCCCUAGGGGCUUCAUCUUGUUUGUUCUUCUGUAAGUUGUUGUAUCGUUAGUUUUCUUUGUUCUUCGCAUCAUGUGUAAUUCUUCUUUUUUCGACUUUAUAUUUUGGUUCAUAACCCUCUACAUUACAUGUAAUUGAUUUCUCAGUGACAGUGGGAUGAUAGGCGGAUAGAUGCCUAUGUUUGCCAGAUUGCGCAUCGAUAGAGAUCAUGCCCAAUAUAGUUUGAAUGUAAGAUUAUUUUCUAUAUACAGUAGUUAUCUUCUUCCCGAGGAAAUAGGAUUGAUUGGUAUUUUAAUAUAUUUUGACGUGU